Messenger RNA from Kogia breviceps (pygmy sperm whale), 1333 nucleotides. The record is from RefSeq and is a predicted model, not a curated record. Lineage: Eukaryota; Metazoa; Chordata; Mammalia; Artiodactyla; Physeteridae.
UGGGGAGAGGGGUGUGGAGGACCCGGGUCAGAAACAUGACUCCAGCAGCAGAGCAAAGAACAGAUUGGAGGGAUGCUGGAUUCCUAUAAGUGAAUCCAGUCAGAAGGGGAAAGCAAAAUCCAGGUCCCCUGAGAAGCAGACACCAGGAGAGGACUUCCUGUGCAGGAAGUCUUCUGGGGGAAAGGCCUGUGAAGGAUGAAGGGCUUUGGCGGCUUCCCUGGUGAUGUGGCUCAGAACCUUUAGUCCUGAAAGGCUGAGCCCUUGGCAGUCAUACCACACUCUCUUCGGACAGCGGUUGGAGCUGUGUCCGAGGCACGGGUCAGGAAGCCAGCGGAUACCAGGAGGCACCCAAGCAGACCACCGGGAUUCCAUACACAUGCUACCUUCCCUGGCUGGUCAGGGUCACAUUCCACAGCCGGCAUGCUGACGUUCUGGUCCCUGGGCACAGGGAGGCCAAGGUGUCCUGGCUGUAAUGAGACACUUGCUGUGGCCCCUGACAAGAGUGUGCAUACCCUCUGGAGAUCAGAACUUUUAACACUGCAGAGCUCAGAGUGGCAAGGAUGGAGAGCAUGAAAUUCCUCACUGUGACUGGAUCACUGGGAGUGAUGGUUUAGAUUUCUCCCGGGAAGCUCCUGAAUUUUUGAGCCAACACUCAGAAGUUGUGUUGAAGGGAAUCCAUGCCUGUGGACCUGCAGACAGUGGUGCCGGCUGAGGCUCGAGGGCAGAAAUGGCAAACCCACACCUGAAAUUGGAACCUACACCUGCGAGGAUGAACCACAGGUCCUCCUUUUGGAGCAUGGUUGGAUGUGCAGAGGCAGCGGUAGCUAGAUCCAUCCUGAGGAAACUCCCCAGAGGCCAUCAGCGAGGGUUGAGGAAGAAGUGGCAGGAGGAGGCCCAAGUGAGUCCUCAGCGAGUGCAAACUGCUCCCGCAGUCAGACAUGAAAUAAGAAAAAUGAAAGAGAGGUGUUCAGUGUGCAGCUUGACUAAGAAGUCAGGAAGAAGACAGCUGAGAAGGCUGAGACUCAGAGUGGCUGAGAGUUGCUUGCCGUCCAAAGCCUGGUAUAAGGACCCUGGCUUUGGCCCCGGUUUCUUUCCCUCCACAACUCAUGGUCAAGGUCUCCAUGAAGGAGACUUGGGAUCGACACACGGAAUUCGUGAGAGCAAGAAGCAAAAAGAAAAGAGGAACCAAGAGGAUGGGAAGUGGAAGACCAACUUUACUUCCCACGGCCUGGCUCUCUGGGGACCAGAAUGGCACAGCUGGACAGAUGGGAUGCAUGGCACAUCUCAGAAAACAGUUGUGGAUGACAACAAGCCACCAAUACUGUGCAUUUGA